Molecule: messenger RNA, 8894 nt
Organism: Nothobranchius furzeri (turquoise killifish)
Lineage: Eukaryota; Metazoa; Chordata; Actinopteri; Cyprinodontiformes; Nothobranchiidae
Gene: sik3
Product: SIK family kinase 3
Biological process (GO): protein phosphorylation; intracellular signal transduction
Cellular component (GO): cytoplasm
Molecular function (GO): ATP binding; protein serine/threonine kinase activity
Source: RefSeq, a predicted model, not a curated record
CGCGCUGCGCAGGGCUGCUUGUUGUUCCCGCAGAGAGGCGAGAAGAUGGCGGCCGUGUCUAGCGGAGGUGCUGUGGGGUCCGCUGUGGCCCCGAUUACGCACUCUGCUCGCCCGACCCACGCAUCCAUGGGCUCCCAGAACCGAGCCCAGCCAUCCUCCGGGAUCCACCACGCCAGUCGUACCGGCACGGCCAGCGGCUGCAUCACCAACGCCGGCCAAACUUCGGCCCCCAGGCCCCCUCCGGCUCGGGUGGGCCACUACGAAAUAGAGCGGACCAUCGGCAAGGGGAAUUUCGCGGUUGUUAAGCUAGCCACACACAUCAUCACUAAAGCGAAGGUGGCUAUAAAGAUAGUGGAUAAGACCCAGCUGGACGACGAGAACCUGAAAAAGAUCUUCAGAGAGGUUCAGAUCAUGAAGCUGCUGAAGCACCCCCACAUCAUCCGCCUCUACCAGGUGAUGGAAACCGAGAAGAUGAUCUAUCUGGUAACAGAGUAUGCUAGUGGUGGGGAAAUAUUCGACCACCUGGUGGCUCAUGGCCGCAUGGCGGAAAAGGACGCCAGGAAGAAGUUCAAGCAAAUCGUGGCAGCAGUCCACUUCUGCCACUGCCGGAACAUCGUCCACAGAGACCUGAAGGCUGAGAAUCUGUUGCUGGACCACAACCUGAACAUUAAAAUAGCAGAUUUUGGCUUCAGCAACAUAUUUUCUCGUGGUCAACUGUUGAAGACGUGGUGUGGCAGCCCUCCGUAUGCUGCUCCAGAACUUUUUGAAGGCAAGGAAUAUGAUGGACCCAAAGUAGAUAUCUGGAGUUUAGGUGUGGUGUUAUACGUGUUGGUGUGCGGCGCUUUGCCCUUUGAUGGCAGUACUUUGCAGAAUCUGCGAGCGCGUGUCCUCAGUGGGAAGUUCCGCAUACCUUUCUUCAUGUCCACAGACUGUGAGUACCUAAUUAGACACAUGUUGGUUCUGGAGCCCAGCAGAAGGUUGACAAUGGAGCAGAUCUGUAAGAACAAGUGGAUGAGACAAGGAGACCCAGACCCAGACUUUGACAGGUUGAUUGCAGAGUGUGAGCAGGUGAAGACUGAGAGAGAUAUAGAGCUGAUCAACGAGCAGGUCCUGAUGGCCAUGUCUGAGAUGGGCUUAGACAGGGAGCGUACACUUCAGUCCCUGCAAACUGAUGCAUAUGAUCACUACAGCGCCAUCUACAGUCUGCUGGCAGAACGGCUGAAAAAACACAAGACGUUGCGUGUUGCCCAGCCCACUCCGCGCUCUAUUAGCUAUCCGCCAAACGCUGUUCAGCAGACAGACCCACAGGGUAAUCCUGUUAGCAUGACCGUUCCCCACGUCCAACUCAUCAACCCUGAGAACCAGAUAGUUGAGCCCGAGGGGAGCAUGGCCCUGGACAGUGAUGAAGGUGAGGAGCCAUCUCCUGAGGCAAUGGCUCGCUACCUUUCAAUGAGGCGGCACACUGUGGGGGUUCCAGACCAAAGGACGGAGAUGCAGGAGGAGCUCCAAAACCUUCCACCCGGUUUCCCUCGUGGUGUAAUUCCCCAGACCCCCUUCCCCCAACUUGCCCCCACUAUGGGUCAAAUGCAUACCCUCAUGCCCACACAGAGCCUUCAGCCAACACAGCAGCUGGAGUACAAGGAGCAAUCGCUGCUGCAGCCUCCCACUCUACAGCUUCUGAAUGGCAUGGGCCCGUUGGGCCGAAGAGCUUCAGAUGGCGGGGCCAACAUCCAGCUACACGCUCAACUCCUGAAGAGGCCCAGGGGGCCAUCACCCCUGGUGGCCAGCCCGCAUCCUAUCCCUGCAGUAGCUCCAGUGGAUGAGGAGGGUUCAGAUGGAGAGCCAGACCAGGAGGCAGUGCAGAGGUACCUGGCGAACCGCUCCAAGCGCCACACGACGCACGUGCUCACAAGCACCUCACAUGGCGAGCCCUCGACAGAGUCACAGCGGCCUCAGGGCCCCCGCCAGCGGUGCGGCUGGGCCCCUGACAUUCACACCCGAUCCAGCUAUAAGGACUGUAACACCCUCCAUCUCCCCAUGGAGCGCUUCUCUCCAGUCAGACGCUUCUCUGAUGGCGCCGCCACCAUCCAGGCCUUCAAGGCUCAUCUGGAGAACAGUAGCCUCAUUAAGCAACUCAAACAGGAGUGUGAGCAGCUCCAGAAGAAGUAUGCUGCCCAACAGGACGAGCGGCUCUUCGAGCACACGCAGCAGCAGCACUUCCUUUACCAGCAAGAGCAACAAAUCCUCCACCAGCAAAUCCAGGGUCUGUCUUUGGGCCAUGGAGAGAGCCAGCCGAGUCACUUAACCCACCAGCUCCAGAGGUUGCGUAUCCAGCCCUCCAGCCCUCCGCCAACUCAUCCCAGCAACCACCUCUUCAGACAACCUGAUCAGAGUCCCUCGCCCAGCUCUGCAGGCAUAAUGCAAGGGCAUGGGGCUCCGUCACCAGUGCAGUACCAGCAUGGUGCUCCAGCCAUGUUCCAGGGACAGAGUGGCAGUCCACCACCCACCGGCCUCCCUCGAGUUGCUCUGUCAGCCAAUCAGCAACCAUCAUCUGUCCGCCCCGCUGUCCCAUUAGCACCAGGUGUACCUCAGCCACAGCAGGUGACCAUCCAGGUGCAGGAGGUGCAGCUGGGAGGUGGGGCGCAAAGACAAGGCAGCUUCCUGUCCACACCAGGGGGACACAGGGUCCUGGGGAAGCAGCUCAGCGCAGACAACGCAGAAACGCACAGUCGCAGCCUUGGCCGAUUCACACCCGGCUACGACCAGACGCAGUUCAACCCCCACCUGUUCUCUGGUGACACCACCUCCAGGGGUGCCUCUGGAGUGGUGGGUUCCUACAACCCCUACCUGCAGGGCUCCUCCCUCAAGGUACCUGGUAUAGAGGGUUACCAGGGGGGGGGUGUGGGGAGCAGUAGCUACGGGGCCCCCUCUACAUUACAGCAGGCCUUGCUCUCCCCAACUCCUUUGGACUACCGCCCCCCUCAGCAGCACGUCACCCCUACCCUGCAGGGCCUCCUGUCCCCCCGCCACUCUUUAACAGGCCACACCGACCCCCGCUUGAACCCACAGGACUUGGCCGCCCUCCUGAAGAGACAGAAUCCCCGGCCAUGUGCAGUGCCCCAAACAUCCCCCAGCGGAGUACCACAGGACUUUGGAGAGAUGCUACUUCUUCGCCAGCUCAGCCCAGGAGACACCCUGGAGCCACCUGUGCCCCAGGCUGCUCCUGGGCUGCAACACUACCACCACCUCCUCCAGAUCCGAACCUCCGAGGUUCCCCAACAGCAGCAGCACCCGCCUCAGGCGCCUUGUCCCAGCUUACCUCACUCAGAGAGCAUGGAGGAGGACGAGGUGCCGGCUGAGUACCUUCACCCACAUGAGGGGCUGCUGGCCAAGGCCGGAGACGGACAUGAGCUCCUGGGGCCCCCCCGAGGAGGAACUCCCCCAUACAGCUCUCCCACUCACAGACAUGCUGGCUACAUCAGGAGCCCGUCAGCAACUAGAGAACCGGAGCAUGUAGAGUGCCGGUCCCAAGGACAAGCCAUGGAAGUGCCUGAUCACAAUGGUGUUGGCUAUCCGCGCGGUCCCCAGGGAGACACCUACAGGUCCAGAGGGCAGCUACAACGCCACCACACCAUCCAGACCUGUGACGAUGCCUACGAUCAGGCAGAGCCCAUGUCUGGAAUGAGUCUCCUGGCUGGAAAGGCGCUCAGCUCUGCUCGCAUGUCGGACAUCCUGAGCCAAACGUCGCUGACAGGAAGUCAGCAGCUGCACCAGCGGGAAGCGUCAGUGUGUGACGCUGAGGGUGAGCUCCACGCAGCAGGCUGCUACCCCUCGUCCUGCACCAGUGAUAUGCUCCUGACCUUCAAACCCCCCGACCUGCAGUACAGCAUGGAGCAGGCUGGGGUCUAACACAGGACCGGAGGCUCGUCCCCAUCAGCCACCCCGAGUUGUUGAUUAAAGAAGCAUCACGCCAAACCACCGUUUCUGUCCAAGUGGGGGCGCUCUGUGUCCAUCUGUCUGUCUCCGUCUGUCCCCACGGGUGUGUUUGAGUGGGGAGGGAAGCUACAGGCGGGGGCCUUGGAGUUCAAAGGUCAAAGUGCCAGCAUUUUUGUACGGACAUCAGCGUUUAGUUGCAGGUUGUUGACACUCUCAUUCAUCCACCCUAACCCCCUACAUUACGUACCUCACUGGCCAGUGCAUUGAUACAGUUAUGCUUUCAACAGCACAACCAACACACACCGCUGCCGCAAACCCAAAGUAUUUACAUGAGUGUGUGUUGUUUAUGAUUGUGAAGGAGGGGUGAGGUAAGGAGAGUCCUCCAUGUAACGGGUCAAGAUCCAAACGGGCUCAGUCCAAAGAUGGAGGGCAGUGACACCACAAACCAGCUCUGCUUCUCUCCCUUUUAUUUCUUUUUAUUUAAUUUAAAGUCAUUUUACAGGUAAAGUAGACAUUAUGUUUGUCUGUAAAAGACCUUUUAGUAUAAUAAAUAUUAUUAUUAAAGGAAGAUGGGACGACGGCGAUGUUCUUCACUUAAGUAAACCUGCACUUUCAGUUCCAGCUGUCCAUUCCCAACACUCCCUUUUCCAUCCUGUUUUCCUGCGUUUCUUUCCUGCUCCCACUAGAGGGAAUGCACUGUCUGUCCUUACCCAUGACCAGCUCAGAGUCCUUUAAGGACUUCCUCCUUACCCCCUCAAGUCAAACCAGAAAGAGCUCUUCAUGCAAGAGUUGUGAAGCUGCAGUCUUUCAGUUAAUAAUAUAUUGUAAAGGAAAUAUUUUUGCACAAAAUUCCAACAUAAAUUACAGGAAUUUACAACAAAUCAAUGUUUCUGGAUCAGGUUCUAGUAGCUCAUCAGCUUUGUUACUUUUGACUCCUUUUAUUGGCUCUGUCUGCUCCUCUGUAUAGCGCUUUAUCCUACAAUACAUGCAACUCAAAGUGCUUAACAAAUUAAAAAGGCCCCGCAUACCCACAUUCCCUCCCAUCCCCAGAAUUUUAAAAACAGUCUGACAAUAAAAACCCCUUCACAACAAUCCUCCUCCGGCGCACACGCGCACACACACACACACACACACACACACACAUACAUACAUACAUAGUGGCGGUUCUACGUGGAGUUACUCCCCGGGCGAGGCCCCCUUUGAGCCCACCACCACCACCACCUGCAUAAACACACGCAUGUUUUCCACAAACAGGCAUGUUUUAUUAGAACGACUAUUGAACAUUCAUUUUUCUAAGUUGCACAUAUUUACAUUAAUUACUAUGAAGUUGUCAGAAUGUAAAGCAAUAUACAUUAUAUACUGUAUCAAAAUAUAUAGAAUCAAAUAUACAAAAACAACUAAACUAACUAAAUAUUAAGAAUAUAUGAACAUAAUAUAUAAUAAAUAUUCUAAAUAGCAAAAAUAUUUCACACAUAAACUAAAGAUAAUCACUACAGCAUUGCACCUAGAACAGAAAAAAAAACUAAAAUUAAAACCUAACCUUGAUGCAACGUCAUCAAUAAUGUCAUCAUGUGAAAUCUGCUCCCCUACUGAGUGAUUGGUACUAAUCAGAGCCAGGUUAUGGGCCAUUCCCAUCUGUACCGGGUCGGCCCGGGCCGGGUAGCGUAGGUUGUUUACAUAUCUGGGUGGCCUGGUAUUUUUCCGGGCCAACCAAGUCUCAUUCUCAGCCCUCUUCUCGAGGGGGUCUGCUUCAGGCCGACCAGGGCCAACACACCCACUGCUGACAGCAAAUUCACACCUUCCAUUAGAACAAGCCUCUGAUUGGUGGGUAGAAUCAGCCCACAUGGGCUUAAGACAAGAAUGUGUGGAAUCAACCGGGCCAGGCUGGGGCCGACUGGGGCUACCCGGCCCGGGCCGACCCGGUACAGAUGGGAAUGGCCCAUUUGUGAGCCGCCCCUGAAACAUAGGUGACCUCAGGUAUGACUUCAUCAAGUUUUGAAAAGCUCCUCUCAGCUUGAGCCGCAGUGACUGGCAGAGCAGUCCAAAAGUUGGGGUAGAUCUCCAAUAGAUCUUUAUCAUGAUCCAUAAUAUUUUAGAAUUGCCUCUGAAAUUGUCAUUUAAACUGACAUAAAAACUGUAGACUAUCAAAAAUGCCAAUUUUUACAGAACAAAUCAUGUAAAAAAUAAUCAGUGCAGCCAUUUGCAAUAAAUAAACAGGAUAGUUAGUGGUGACUGGGCAGUUUUCUUCUGCUUGUAGAGUUGUUUUAUUUAUUAUUAUGUGAACAUGAUCAACAUGUGUUUGUUGUUGUUCAGGCAGGCCACAGGCUGCAGCGAGCAUUUAACAAAUCCUAGUUUGAAUCAGUAAAAAACGAUUCAAGGAACUUUUUUGAACCAUUUGAAUAUUCGUUUCAAUAUUUCAGCCCUAUUAGCUCUGUUAGCAAUUAGUUGACCGAAUUUAACCGUUAAAAUCCCAGUUAACUGGUUCAAAAAACUGAAAACAUGCAUCAUGAGAGCGUACCUACCUUUAUCUUUCUCCUCUUUUUUCUUUUUUUCCUGAAUGGGGCACCCGGUGGUUUUAGCCUUUUUAUGUUCAUCUCUUCUGUUUGGCUCUUGACUCAAUAAGUUUCCUUUAGUCAGGACUAAACAAUUUGACCUUGAUUGGGGGGUACCACAAAAUCGUUUUGUUUUUCCUUUUUUUAUUUGGCCAUUUCACACAAUUCAGAAAAACCUGAAAGAAUGAUAGGCCUGUGUUUAUGAUAUUAUGAAUGAAAUGUGCGUUAAAUGGAAGAACAUCAAGAUUUGAUUGACUUUAGCCUUGUUAAUACAGUUGAUUCAGCCCCUACCCGCUCAUUUCAUUUGGGAAAGACCCAGAGGUGAAUUCCCCCGCCGCACCCCUCCCCUUCCUCCUCUUCAUACACACACAGAUCACCUGAACCCUCUCAGUCAGCAGGAGCGCCUGCAGCUGCAGGGGGCGCCAACUUGCUGUUUCCAAUCCAGCACAGAUUUCUUUCAUUUUUAUUUUUUACUCAGCGCUUGUGCGCCCCUUUUGUGUCAUGAAAAAAUGCCACCCCGGGCAACUGCCCUGUCUGCCCGUGCCUAAAACCUUUACUGUACAUGCAUGCCCCCUUCCCCAUGGUAAAAAACACGAUUGACUGAGAUCAGAUGAGCCAGACCAGCUAAGAUAAGGAUAAGGAUACACCAUCAGGGUCCCAUCCGCCCCGGCAGCAGCAGAUCCACAGCAGCAGUGUCUGUGGGCGUGUUUGCUCCUCUGUGGGCGUGUCUGUCCCUCUGUGGGUGGAGUCUGAGUAUGACAUGUGCAUUCCCUCUACCACCUCCCACUCAGUGACAGUGCAUUGCAUUGUGGGUAGUUUUACCAUACAUUUCCUCCUCUCCUUGUACAGUGAUGCCAUGUAUAGAAUGCUUACGACUUGUGUAUCUAAUCUAGUUUAUUUUCCUGUCAGCUCUUGCUUUAGGGAGGAUUUUUAAUGGUAAUGUUUGUUAUUUGUUUCUUGGAUGUCUUUCUUUGCUUUAUGAACCUUGAGAUUUUAGCCAAAAGAGGACAGAGAAGAGAGGCGGCGCUCUUUCUGUCGUUAAGACGAUUGUUCUUAUUAUUUUAAUAUUAUAUUGAGACACUUGAAUAAGAGAAAGUAUCAUUUCGGUGGAUGCUGUGUCAUUCUUGUUGAUGUUGGCGGGGUCGUCGUCGUGGCGAAACAGGGUCAGGCUUGGGGCUUGGUCUGGGCUGUUCGGGUGCUACAGAGACCUAACACUCAAAGACAACAAAAACAAGGGAAUAACUUGUAAGAUAGCUGACAUAUCAUUCUUAACAUCACAAGCACGGAGACAAACAAACCCACUUCUGCUGUGAUCCUCUCCAUUGUCCUUGGCUACAUCAGCUUCAGAGAACAUGGCGCCUCACGGACAUGACCCUUCCUUGCAAGCUAACUGUUACUGUGACAACCAUGGUUGGAAACUACAGCUAUCCCUCUGCAUUUGUUUUCAGUUAACCACCUGGUUGUCAUGGUUUUUGUUUGACCUUGAGCAGAGGACCCGGUUCCACAUGGAAAGGUCUCAGAACGGUGCCGUGAGUCCUUGAGAUCUGAGGUGUUGAGAUCAGGGCAGGGUGUGCUCUACCUGAACACUUGGGACCACCACUGAGGACUUUCUGUUGUUACGUUUACUUCCAACUACAAUCCCCCUUGAGCUCUGAAGCAACCCCGGCCACUGCUCUGCUCCUGUGAUUGUACAGGUCAGACUCCACAUGCUGAAAACGACGUUUGCCUGGCCCGUGCAGCUUUGCUGUUUUUAUUUGUCCAGAUACUCAGUGGGGUUGCGAUGUGCUCUGGGACAGACCAAUGACCAAGGCCUGUUCUGUUGUGGAUUCUAACUCUGUCUGUCUGUGGCUCUCGCUCCUCUCUCUUUCAGAUCCCACUCCUGGGUUUUCUCAUCGUUUACACUCAACCAGGCGGGAUGUGGGAGGGACAAGAGGGAGUGAUCUGUGAAGGAAACCAAUAGCAUGAAUUUAAGUUUAUAACAUCCUUUUUAUCCUAAAGUUGGAUGUGUACAAAGCAGCUAUGAGCAGAAACGUUAACUGUCUGAUUUAAUGUGUGUGUGAGAGGGCUGAUGCACACAGGAAGGGACCACUUAAGGGAAUUUUAAGAACUGCACGAUGUUCUAAAGCAGCUGCUUCACAUUCUGUCUGAUCAGACAUGUUGUUUCUCUGCUUUAUUUUGGUCUUUUCUGCCCUCACCCACCCCGGCAAGUCAGCUCUGCUUUAACCUUAAUGCGUUUCUUAAGUUUAUUUUUAUCAGUUCAUUUUUAAUUCAUUUUUUUCUGUUGUUUUCAUGUUAUUUUUUGUUGGGUACAAAAUACUAAAAAGUGCAGCAACAAUGAUUACAAAAGAAUAUCAACCAAACAGAUGAAUAAAUAAAUAUAUAUAAAUAAAUAAUUUAAAAUGUUAA